Messenger RNA from Schistosoma margrebowiei, 1286 nucleotides. The record is from the annotation of a GenBank genome assembly. NCBI's taxonomy places the organism in Eukaryota, Metazoa, Platyhelminthes, Trematoda, Strigeidida, Schistosomatidae.
GUCCUAAUACAACUGUGUACGUUACUUUGCUACCUAGGUUACACGCAAUGGACAAGCCGCAAAUGAUAGCACAUAUAACUAAGUCUGUCGACUUUACGCUUUUCGAUUGUAAAUGGAUUCCGGUUAGUGCCAAGUUUGUAGUUGUUGGUUCAAAGCCUAGAGGAACUGGCGCUAUUCAAAUAUACGAUGUCUCUGCGAAAGAUAUUCAACUGGUAUCCGAAAGUGAAAAAAGUAGCUCUUUCAAAUGUUGUACAUUUGGUGCAUCCAUGCUCCCCCAAAGACAUUUAGCUACUGGAGCGUUUAACGGAAGACUAGCAAUAUGGGAUAUCAGUAGUGACGGACGCCUUGAUAAUCCAAUUUACGGCGUUCAAGCACAUAAAGAGAUAAUAAAUGCGAUAGACGGUGUUGGAGGACUUGGAGUUGGUGAAGGGGCUCCAGAAAUUGCCACAGGUAGCAGAGAUGGUGUAGUCAAGGUGUGGGAUCCAAGACAAGCCAAACUCCCAGUAGCAACUAUGGAACCUGUUUCAUCUGAUUGUAGAGAAAACUCAGUUACUGAAAGUAGACGGGAUUGCUGGACUGUUGCAUUUGGCCAUGCAUAUAAUAAGCACGAUAGAUGCCUUACUGCAGGUUAUGAUAAUGGUGAUAUUAAGUUAUUUGAUUUACGAGCCAUGAAGGUCCGUUGGGAGACGAACAUAAAGAACGGUGUCUGUUGUCUACAGUUUGAUAGGAAAGAUAUAUCUAUGAAUAAACUUGUCGCGACUACGUUAGAAGGAAAAAUACACGUAUGGGAUAUGCGAACACAACAUCCAAAGAAAGGGUUUGCAUCAUUAAUCGAAAAAAAUCAAGGUGCUACUAUUUGGCAGGUAAGCCAUCUACCACAGCAACGUGAUAUAUUUAUGACUGCUGGUGGGAAUGGAUCCUUAUGCUUAUGGCAGUACCAUUAUCCCAGCAAACGUCAGAAGAUAGUGAAGGAAGCAGAUCCAGAGGGGAACGGUGAUAUCGAAGUGUCACAAGGUGUAAUCGGUCACUUAACUCAGCUUCAGAAUGUCACCCUGUCCACUCAACCAAUAUGCAGCAUAGAUUGGUGCCCAGACAAGCUAGGAUUGGCAGUUUGUGUGGCAUUCGACCAAGCAAUCAGGAUCCUAAUUGUUACAAAACUAAAUAAACUCUAGAUAAACUAUUCUAAAGUUAUAACGUAAGCUGUAAAAUAGCAUGUAUAUAUUGAGGUUAUAUUAUCGUAAUUUGAAAAAUACUCCAUUUUUUGUACCCUGCCCUUACAAUUAAAU